AUGAAGAAUACACUUUCUACACAAAUAAAAUUAAUUAGAACAUAUUUAAAGAUAAAAAUUUUAGAAGAUAAUGUGAGUUUUAAGGAACACGCGCAGGAACGAAGUCAUGUUUACGAUUUGAUAAAGCGAGUGGUAUCUGAUGGAGAAUCUCAUUCAGCUCUUAUUAUUGGACCAAGAGGUUGCGGUAAAACAUCUCUUCUUAAUUCAGUUCUACACCAAUUAGCUAAUGAAUUGGAUUUAGAGAAUGAUUCAUUGAUAAUUAAAUUAAAUGGCCUCCUUCAUCAAGAUGAUAAGGUUGCCCUGAAGUCUAUUACAGCUCAGAUGCAGCUAGAAAAUGCUGUAGGUGACCGUGUUUUCGGAACGUUUGCUGAGAAUCUUAGCUUCUUACUAAGCUGUUUGCAAAGCGGUGUCGACCGCAGUUGCAAGAGUAUGGUAUUCAUUUUGGAGGAGUUCGAUCUGUUCUGUCACAGUGGAAGGACACAGACGUUAUUGUACAAUUUGUUCGACAUCACUCACAAUAAACAGGCCCCUAUGUGUGUGCUAGGUGUAACUAAUCGUUUAGAUGUAAUGGAGAUGUUAGAAAAACGGGUCAAAUCCCGCUUCUCUCAUCGACACAUUUUCGUAUUUCCAAAUGAAAAUAUUGAAUCGGGUAGUGACAAUAUAAAAACGCCGUUAACGGCUUUACAAGAACGACUACUUCAGUUGCUCAGUAUGCCUUUGAGUAUUGCAAAUAAGAGUGUAAUAAACAAAGACACGCCAAGGAGGAGAAAGGGAGGUCGCAGAAAAUCAAUAGCAAAUGUAGAAGAAAUGGACGUAGACAUAAACGACGAAACUAUACAAUAUGCAGUACCAACCGAAGUGUUGGCUAAAUGUAGAACAAAUAUCCAACAGUUCCAAGAAUUGGAUCCAAACUUCCUUGAGGAUUGGAACUCUCAUAUCAAAAGCUUAGUGGAAGACCAACGAGUUAUAGACACACUGGAAAAGUUAUGUUAUUAUACAGUGAAUGAACAAAUAUUUAGGAAUGUCUUGUAUCAGGUUGUGUCACAGUUAUGUCCAACAAAACCAUACAUAGAAGCGACUGAUUUCCAAACAAUUGUUGAUAAUACUGUUGCGCCGGAGCAUAGAGUGAAAUUGAUACAAUCCUUGUCUAUACUAGAGUUGUCUCUGGUCAUAGCUAUGAAGCACGGCAUGGAGAUAUUUGAUGGGCAGCCAAUGAAUUUUGAAAUGGUGUUACAUCGGUAUACAAAAUUUGCUAACGCAAACUCAUCGACACAAACAGUACCUCGACCAGUUAUCUUGAAAGCAUUCGAACAUUUGCAAGAGUUGGAAAUAAUAAUGCCAGUAAGGACUACAGACUCUAUUUACAGUACCGGGGAUACCACAACGAGCAGGGUUCAAAAGGAAUAUAAACUUUAUACUUUGGCAGUUCCCGACGAGGAUCUAAAAGAAGCAGUUAAAACCUUCAAGGCUCUUCCCACAGAAAUCAAUCAUUGGUUCAAUAAUUCUGUUGUCUAA
This is a messenger RNA of Parnassius mnemosyne (clouded apollo), 1515 nucleotides long. NCBI's taxonomy places the organism in Eukaryota, Metazoa, Arthropoda, Insecta, Lepidoptera, Papilionidae. The record is from the annotation of a GenBank genome assembly.